AUGAGCGACGGCUAUGUUGAUUCGCGCGACAUUGAGGCGCUCCGCAACCAGAAGGGUGUCGGCGAGUGGAGUGUGGAGCAGCUGCAGCAGCUCUGCGACACGGGCGCCUGCCGCGGUUUUCUCUUUUUUCGCUAUCAGAAACCCCCAAUUUUGGUGGCAAUGCUGGUGUUCACGGCGCCGCCUCUCGCCGCCGUACUGCUCUCGCCGCCAGGAGGGAAGCCCAUCGCCGCUCUCGACGGCCUCCUCGCCGCCGCGUCACAACCCCACGCCGCCGGCAUCGGAGCGGCCGCCGCCGUCGCCAAGCUCACGAGCCCCUUGCUCUUCGGUCUGCUCUAUGCCUUUUGCGACCUCCUCAUCCCACUCAACAUCGGCCUCGCGCCGCUCUGCGGAGCCAUGUUCGAUUUCCCGACCGCGCUCGCCAUAGUCCUCACCGGUGGCGUUGCCGCCGCCACCGCGGCCUUCUUCAUUGGCCGGAUGCUGCUGCAGGACCGCGUCCGAAGCCAGCUGCAAAAGAUGCCGACGACAGAGCGCCAGUUCUCCUUCAUCGACCGUGCGAUCACCAGGGGCGGGUUCCGUGCCGUCUUCCUGCUGCGCCUGAUCCCGACGCCGGUGCCCGCGAUCAACUUUCUGUACGGCCUCACCGGCGUGAGCGGCACCUCCUACAUGGCCGCCACGGCGCUGGGCAACCUGCCCGGCAGCGUGGCCAUACUCUCCUCUGCCGCGCUCGGCAAGCAGCUGCUCCUCGCCCGCGGCGCGCUGCAUGGGCGGCCGCUGCUUCCGGCCUGCGCCCUCGGCCUGGCGGCGGCGUUCGCCCUGGUGCGGCUCGGCGCGCGAGCCGUCGACGCGGCCAAGGCGGCACUCGACGACCUGGCGGGUGGCGCGUGCGGGGAGGAGCCCGGCGGCUCCACGGUGGCGGUGGGUGCGGGGCAGGAAGAGGGGGAGGAGGAGUGCGAGCUCGACGGGUGCAGGCCGUGGCUCACCUCCGGGGAGGCGGCCGAGGUGUGUGCGUGAGGUAGGUGUUGUGUGGGACUGUGAUCUGUGAUCUGUAAGGGUCCGCCCGCAGGCGCAUUUUGUAUACCGAGGCGGUGCCCGGUGCCGAGCGCAGGCUGCAGAGCCCGUUGUGUGGGACUGUAUGUAACUGUGAGAGGAUUAGGUUGUGUUUGGUGUAGGUUUGGCGUUUGGGACAAGCGGAAAACGAGAUUCUUUUUCCUUCGUCGCUGCGAGCUCCCUGUGCCUGGCGC
Emiliania huxleyi CCMP1516 is the source of this 1241-nucleotide messenger RNA. RefSeq lists its product as hypothetical. Bases 1 to 1011 code for a protein of 336 amino acids. Gene Ontology annotation, cellular component: membrane. The record is from RefSeq and is a predicted model, not a curated record. The transcript has 3 exons. NCBI's taxonomy places the organism in Eukaryota, Haptophyta, Isochrysidales, Noelaerhabdaceae.